Messenger RNA from Physeter macrocephalus (sperm whale), 1539 nucleotides. RefSeq names its product potassium voltage-gated channel subfamily A member 10 (gene KCNA10). Gene Ontology annotation, cellular component: membrane; voltage-gated potassium channel complex. The transcript has a single exon. The coding region runs from base 1 to 1539 and encodes 512 amino acids. The record is from RefSeq and is a predicted model, not a curated record. Gene Ontology annotation, molecular function: protein binding; delayed rectifier potassium channel activity. NCBI's taxonomy places the organism in Eukaryota, Metazoa, Chordata, Mammalia, Artiodactyla, Physeteridae. Gene Ontology annotation, biological process: potassium ion transmembrane transport; protein homooligomerization.
AUGGAUGAGUGUGGCUGGAAAGAAAUGGAGGUUGCCCUGGUCAAUUUUGAUAACUCAGAUGAAAUCCAGGAAGAGCCAGGCUAUGCCACAGACUUUGACCUAACCACCCCAAAAGGCCAGCCUGGGAGCAGCUCCUUCUCCAACUGCAAUAUCCUCAUCAACGACAGCACCAACCAUGAGACGGCCUUCUCCAAGCUCGCAGGAGAAGACUACAUCGAUCCCCCAGGGCCUGAGGCAGUGGUCUUGAAUGAAGGAAACCAGCGGGUGAUCAUCAACAUUGCUGGGCUAAGGUUCGAGACCCAGCUCAGAACACUCAAUCAGUUCCCAGAGACCCUCCUGGGAGACCGGGAGAAAAGGAUGCAGUUCUUUGACUCCAUGAGAAAUGAGUAUUUCUUUGACAGGAACCGGCCCAGUUUUGAUGGAAUCCUAUAUUAUUACCAGUCUGGUGGGAAAAUCCGGCGCCCGGCCAAUGUCCCUAUCAACAUCUUUGCUGAUGAGAUCUCCUUCUAUGAACUGGGCAGUGAGGCCAUGGACCAGUUCCGAGAGGAUGAAGGCUUCAUCAAAGAUCCCGAAACAUUGCUCCCCACCAACGACAUCCACCGGCAGUUAUGGCUCCUCUUCGAGUACCCUGAGAGCUCCAUCGCUGCCCGAGGUGUGGCCACGGUCUCUGUCUUGGUCGUGGUCAUCUCCAUCACCAUCUUCUGCCUGGAGACACUUCCCGAGUUCCGAGACGAUAGGGAGCUGAAGGUGGUGAGAGACCCCAGCCUCAACAUGAGCAAGACAGUCCUCUCCCACACCAUGUUCACCGACCCUUUCUUCAUGGUGGAGUCCACCUGCAUCGUGUGGUUCACCUUCGAACUGGUGCUCCGCUUCGUGGUCUGCCCCAGCAAGACCGACUUCUUCAGGAACAUCAUAAACAUCAUCGAUAUCAUCUCCAUCAUCCCCUACUUUGCAACCCUCAUCACGGAGCUGGUCCAGGAGACAGAGCCGAGCGCCCAGCAGAACAUAUGCAUGGACAUCCUGAGGAUCAUCCGCCUGGUGAGGGUCUUCCGCAUCUUCAAGCUCUCCCGCCACUCCAAGGGGCUGCAGAUCCUGGGGCAGACGCUGAAGGCUUCCAUGCGGGAGUUGGGGCUGCUCAUCUUCUUCCUCUUCAUUGGCGUCAUCCUCUUCUCCAGUGCAGUCUACUUUGCUGAGGUGGACGAGCCAGAGUCCCAUUUCUCUAGCAUUCCUGAUGGCUUCUGGUGGGCGGUGGUCACCAUGACAACUGUGGGCUAUGGGGACAUGUGCCCAACCACCCCAGGGGGGAAAAUUGUGGGUAUUCUGUGCGCCAUCGCAGGGGUCCUCACCAUUGCCCUCCCUGUUCCUGUCAUUGUCUCCAACUUUAACUACUUUUACCAUCGGGAGACUGAGAAUGAAGAGAAGCAGAGCAUCCCAGGAAAAAUCGACAAACACCUCAACAGUGUGGGCUCAAGCACGGGUAGCACAGACUCUCUUAGUAAGACCAACAGUGGCUGCUCCGCAGAGAAGUCUAGGGAGUGA